AUGGAUUUUGCUGACGGCAAAGAAGUCCCAGCUUCACGAAAUUCGGUAAUUUCCAGGUACCCAAGCAAAAUAGGAAAACCAAGACAGAGAAUAACAGGCAUGGAGCCUGAAAACUCCAAAAAUAGGGAGAAACCCUACGACAGAGUAUUGUCGAUAAAACGACAAGAUGAAGAGAAAAUAAUUGAGUUGUCAAAAAUUAUAACUAAACAACAAGCUGAAUAUGAAUUAUUGAUAAAGACGAUGGGACAACAAAUUAAAUCCCUUGAAGAGAAGAUUAAAAAUUCUGAAGAGAGAGAGACUGGAAAAAAUAAGCUUAUUGGGGCCCUAAAGGAAUAUAAUCAUGAACUAAAAGCCGAAAACGAAUCAUUUGAAAGAAAAAUAGAAGAGAUGGAAAGAAAUCUAACUCCAGAAGGAAGAAAGAAACCAGAGAGACAAUCUUCAGAGGAAGAAGAUAUAUCAACGGACAAACAAGUCCAAGAAGAAUUGGAAAAGAUAAGACGAGAAGAACAAAGAAAACAGACAAAACCGGAGAGAAGGCUACCUCCGAUAAUACUAGUCCCCACUAAUGUAGACAGCACUACGCAAACAGCUAGUGCAAAGGAAAAUCGAUGCCCAGUGUAA
This is a messenger RNA of Diorhabda sublineata, 621 nucleotides long. RefSeq lists its product as uncharacterized. The transcript is spliced from 3 exons. The coding region runs from base 1 to 621 and encodes 206 amino acids. Lineage: Eukaryota; Metazoa; Arthropoda; Insecta; Coleoptera; Chrysomelidae. The record is from RefSeq and is a predicted model, not a curated record.